This is a messenger RNA of Gymnodraco acuticeps, 2815 nucleotides long. Its product is annotated as speckle-type POZ protein-like. Gene Ontology annotation, cellular component: cytoplasm; nucleus. The record is from RefSeq and is a predicted model, not a curated record. Gene Ontology annotation, molecular function: ubiquitin protein ligase binding. Lineage: Eukaryota; Metazoa; Chordata; Actinopteri; Perciformes; Bathydraconidae. Gene Ontology annotation, biological process: regulation of proteolysis; proteasome-mediated ubiquitin-dependent protein catabolic process.
CUUCAUGUCUGCCAGUUAGCAUGCUAGCAAUCAACAACAGAAUAUCCCGGACAACUAGCGUCUUAAUUUAACCCAACACAAAGGGGGCAAACUGCUUCCAUCUGGCGUGUGCUGAUGCAGAUGGACAUCAGGACUGAACAUUGACGAGUGGAAGUGACGGAUUCCAUCUCCUCACCCUCUUGCCCCCGACACCUUCUGUCACGCUGGCAAUGUCAAGAGUCCCGAGUCCCCCUCCCCCUGCGGAAAUGUCCAGCGGGCCCGUGGCCGAGAGCUGGUGUUACACACAGAUCAAAGUGGUGAAGUUCUCUUACAUGUGGACCAUCAACAACUUCAGCUUCUGUCGUGAGGAGAUGGGAGAGGUCAUCAAGAGCUCCACCUUCUCUUCUGGGGCCAACGACAAGCUGAAAUGGUGUUUGCGAGUGAAUCCGAAGGGCCUGGACGAGGAGAGCAAAGACUACCUGUCUCUCUACCUGCUGCUGGUCAGCUGUCCAAAGGCCGAGGUGCGCGCCAAGUUCAAAUUCUCCAUCCUCAACGCCAAGGGAGAGGAGACCAAAGCCAUGGAAAGCCAGAGGGCAUAUCGCUUUGUCCAAGGGAAAGACUGGGGCUUCAAAAAGUUCAUCCGCAGAGACUUCCUCCUAGAUGAGGCCAACGGUCUUCUACCUGACGACAAGCUCACGCUCUUCUGCGAGGUGAGCGUGGUGCAGGACUCGGUGAACAUAUCUGGGCAGAACACGAUGAACAUGGUGAAGGUUCCUGACUGCCGGCUAGCGGACGAGCUGGGGGGAUUGUGGGAAAACUCCCGCUUCACAGACUGCUCCCUGUGUGUGGCAGGACAGGAGUUUCAGGCUCACAAAGCCAUCCUCGCAGCACGUUCCCCUGUAUUCAGCGCCAUGUUUGAGCACGAGAUGGAGGAAAGCAAAAAGAACCGUGUGGAGAUCAACGAUGUGGAGCCGGAGGUUUUCAAAGAGAUGAUGUGCUUCAUUUACACAGACAAAGCUCCCAACCUGGACAAGAUGGCUGACGACUUGCUGGCCGCGGCUGACAAGGUAUUAGAACAAUAACUGAAGGUCAUGUGUGAGGACGCGCUGUGCACCAGUUUGUCUGUGGAGAACGCAGCGGAGAUCCUCAUCCUGGCGGACCUGCACAGCGCCGACCAGCUGAAAACUCAGGCCGUCGACUUCAUCAACUACCACGCUGCGGAGGUGAUGGAGACGGCGGGGUGGAAGUCCAUGGUGGCGUCUCACCCUCACCUGGUGGCCGAGGCGUACCGCUCCCUGGCCUCGGCGCAGUGCCCCUUCCUCGGACCCCCCCGCAAGCGCCUCAAACAAUCCUAACAGCAAGACGCUGACACCCAUGCAUACGCACACACGCUCAUGCAAAUACACACAAAGACACACAGACUCCCCCCCUCACGCAGGGACAACCUUUCCCCUCGCUGUUAACUAGUUCACUACCUACAGCCUCCCCCGGACCCCCCCCCCCCCCCUUCUGCCCCAUCCAAACCUGCUGUAUUUAGUCUCUUCUAAAGACGGAGGGAAGAAGGAGGAAGAGGAAGUGGAGGUGAAAGAGAGGGGCUGGUGAAGUGGAUGUUUGUUGUUUACAAGAAUAAAAACAAUACCCCUCCCCCUUUCUCCUCGGCUCGGGCCCAGUGAGGUCUGACAUUGUGCUCCUAUCUUUGUGUGAAAACCAAACCCCUCGACACCCCGUUAGUUCCUACUUUGGAAUCCGUUCGGGAGGAAGGACUGGACACCAAAACCCCAAAAGAGCCGACUGUCAGGGGAUGAGGAGGAUGAAAGGAUCAUAAGGCUACUUUUUGCUCUGUUUGGAGUCCGAAAUGCCCCCAAACUCACGAACACAUGGGCCUGCGAGGGACAGAAGAAAUGGGCCUGUUAGUUACAAACUAGAAACCCCCCCCCCCCCCCGAGAAAGACAACAAGGGCUAGUCUAAAAAGCAGAUAUGGGACAAACUUAACGUUAAUUCUCCUUGAGAAAGUUGGAGAAACAUUGCACUAAAGUCACAGGUCACCCCUUAAGAACCCUUACCAGCAGUAAAGUAGUAAUACUGUAGGCAAGCACAUACUGAAGAGAGCUUCAUGAACUAAAGACCCAACAGGACCACCAAGAACAAGAACCCUUUAAGAAGACAGAAACAACACAUGUACUCCAAAAACUCUGCUUCAUUCGCAUCCGUUUCAUUUUUUUUUUAAAGCUGGGAAGAAACAGUAUAGAGAGGGUACAGAAAAGCAACUGGACGUCAUUCUUGGGGAGAUUGUAUUUUGUGUGUGGAUCUGUUUGUAUAGCCUUGAGAGGAAAACAUCUCAAGGUUUCGACGGACAAACCAACCAGGAGGCAACAAAUUGUGCCUCAACUAGAAUUGAGAUUGAAUCAGGCAUGUUGAUGCUAUUUUGUUUCUUAUUUGUUUUUUCCCCCAGAACUGUCAUUUCUAUUUUUUUCAUAGGAAUUUGUACAGAGACCAGUGAUUUUGAAGCUGUGUAAACAAAAAGCAUUUUCCACCGUGAAAUUGAAAAAAAAGCGGACUUGUUUUCUUUGCAGGCAUAAAGACUGAGGGGAAAUUGAAAUGAACACGUUUUAAUGUUCAGAAGAGACAGAAUGUGAAGAGAUGCACACCGAGGCAAACCACAUCAAAUACAUUUGAAGUUAUAAUUUCAAACUGGCGGAAAAUGGUAAUGAUCGAAGGAACUGUCGUUUCUUUCCUGUAGAUAUCGCUGGUUAUGAGAAGUGACACUUAGUUGUUGCCAAUUUUUUGUUCCCAAAAGAUUAAACCACAGCUAUUUUGUAUUGAAUGCAAUGCAAA